Symbiodinium natans is the source of this 306-nucleotide messenger RNA. The record is from the annotation of a GenBank genome assembly. Lineage: Eukaryota; Dinophyceae; Suessiales; Symbiodiniaceae.
GAGAAGUUGGAAGAGAGAGCGGCGAAGAAGGAGGAGAAGUCUGAAGCGAGAGCGGCGAAGAAGGAGGAGAAGUCUGAAGCGAGAGCGGCGAAGAAGGAGGAGAAGUCUGAAGCGAGAGCGGCGAAGAAGGAGGAGAAGUCUGAAGCGAGAGCGGCGAAGAAGGAGGAGAAGUCUGAAGCGAGAGCGGCGAAGAAGGAGGCGGAACUGGAACAGGAGAAGCUACCAGACAAAGAAGCAGAAGCAGGGUCGCAGCCGGGAUGGCCACCGGAUGCCUUUAACCAACAGAAAGAGUCAUGGUUUAUCUAA